This is a messenger RNA of Bombina bombina (fire-bellied toad), 548 nucleotides long. RefSeq names its product mitochondrial ribosomal protein L54 (gene MRPL54). Gene Ontology annotation, cellular component: mitochondrial large ribosomal subunit. The record is from RefSeq and is a predicted model, not a curated record. Lineage: Eukaryota; Metazoa; Chordata; Amphibia; Anura; Bombinatoridae. Gene Ontology annotation, molecular function: structural constituent of ribosome. The transcript has 3 exons. The coding region runs from base 55 to 429 and encodes 124 amino acids.
GGAUACCCGUAACAUCAGUGCCCUGGAAGUUCUUCUGGCACAUGUGUUGGUGACAUGACCUGGAUGUCGGUGUUUAGAGCUGCGGUGAUCGGUGGCCGCUUGGCUGGGGUUCCAGUCAGGGGGUAUGCCAAAAAACCGGUUGUUAAGGCGAAAGGGAAGGCAGGAGUGAAAGAGGUUUUGAAAGGACCUGAUGUUUGUAAAGAUCCAGCUAUUCUUACAACACAUGCUAUGGGAGUCAACAUCUACAAGACUGGUCAGGAUGUGAAGUUAAAAGAGGAUUCUGACUAUCCAGAGUGGCUAUUCCAAUUGGAUCUGGGACCCCCUAAAAAAUUGGAGGAACUGAGUCCUGACACACCUGAAUAUUGGAAGCUACUUCGCAAGUUAAACAUAUGGAGGAAUAAUCGUCUUGCCAAGAAUAAAAAGUUGUGAUUUGUUAUUUUUUAUUUUAUUUCCCUUCCUAUUUUUAUCACUUUUCGUAAAGUGAUUUUUGCGUCCUGCAGUUUACCUGCAGAUACAUGUGUCAAAUAAAUUAUUUCUAUCACUUUGUA